CGGGCUGCUGGGAAGGGGGACAGAGCAGCCUCUCUCUCCUCCCUCUUCUCCAGCCACCUGUCUAGUGGGCAGAAAUUGCAGCGCCGGAGCGCAGAAGGGAGCGCGCCGAAGCCUGAGCCGGCCCCGCCUCUGGAGCGCUCUCCAGAGCUUUCGGGCGGGGCCUUGAGCCCUCCUGGGCCCCGCCCCCACGCUACCGGGCCACGCCUCCCGAACUCCAGGCUCCGCCCACCCGACAGGAGUCCGCAGAGGCCAUGGAGACACGGAGCAGCCCGGACGAGGGGACCCCGCCGCCCGCGGUCCCCGAGUGCGACGCGGAGGUCCGAUCUCAAGGGGCCGCCCAGCCCCGGGAGCUCCCCGAGGACUCCCGCGAGCAGGAGGUGCCCGAGGCCCCAGCAGAGCUUCCGAGCGGCCAAGGGGCUGAGCAGCAGACGGAGGAAGAGGAAGAAGCGGGAGAAGGCAGCAGCACGGAGAGCAGCCGCGAUGCGGUGGAGGCUUCGCCUUCCGUUCAGAUCCCAGCCACGCCACCCGCAGCCUCUCAGGCUGGGGAAGGGGUGCGAGGGGCGGCGCGGCGGCUUAGAGCCCAGCAGUUGGAGGCACUGACUCGCGUGGCUUUGUUGGAGCAUCGAGUGAGGGAGCUACAGCGUCAGAGGAAGGAACUGAGGAUCCAGAUGGAGGUGGAGGUGACCCUGCUUCGGGGUGAACUGGCUGGGGAGCGAGUGGCCGUCUGGCGCGAGGAGGAGCAGCUCUGGGAACUGCUGGGGCAGCAGGUGGACUCAGAAAAGGGCGUCCAAGAGCAGCGGGAACAGGAACAGAGGCACCUGAGCCAGGAGCGGGAUCGUGUGGAGGGUCUUCGCCAGAGACUCCGGGAGGCCCAGGGGCAGCUCGACUUGCAGCCGGAAGACCAGCGUGAGCGGCUUCUGCAGGGAGUGCAGGAGAUGAAGGAACAGCUGGAUGUGGCCCAGCGUGCCUAUGAGGACCUGGAAUUCCAGCAGCUGGAGCGGGAGAGCCAGUGGGAGGAGGAUUGGGACAGUCCCAGGGCCCGGGCACUAGACCCCAAGGUCCAGGAACUCCAGGCCAGCGUGGUGCAGCACAGGCGCCGGAUCCAGGUCUUGGAGGAGCAGCUCAAGUCACUGGGGGAGCAGAUGGCAGCUGAGAGCUGGGGGCUGAGCCAGAAGAAGGAGGAGGCCCUUCAGGCCCUGACCCAGGAACGGAGCAGACUUCUCAAGCUUACUUGCCUUCAGGGAACCGCUGGCGAGGACUUCUCUGAGCCCAGCCAGGCCCUCACCAAGCUCCUGUUCACCCAGAAGACAGAUCGCCAGUUGCUGGUUCUCCAGGACCCCACUGCUCACGCUGCCGCCGCCACCUCUUCCUGCCUCUUCUCCAUUCACAGCUCCCUCCAGGGCUCCAUUGGCCUCCAGGGGACUGGAAGCCUGCCCCGGAAGAGGGGAGAGAGAGUGAGCCAGAGGGGAUCCCCCCGGCCUCUGUCCUUCUAUUGUACUGCCCUUCUCCCCGCAGGAGCCCUGGAGGCCUCGGCCCUCCCGCCCUCAGCCAGAGACUCCGGGAGACACCCCCUCUAUCAGCUGCUGAACUGUGGCCCCAGAAAUAGUUGUGGGGCCCUCCACCCGGACAUUGCCCGUAUGGAACACCUCCUGCAGCAGGCUGUGGCAGAGAGGGAGCGGCUGCUCCAGGCCAGGGAAGGGACAAGAAGGAGCACGGAAGGUGCCUCAGACCCCCCUGUACCUGCUAUCAUGGCCCCGCCCACAGCCCCAUCCCGCCCUCCUGGCCCUCGGGUCUUGGAUCUCCGGCAACACCUGGAACGCUGGGGCCACAACCCGGAAAGCUGCCCGCACAUACGGGUGUCUGGGGGCUACUGCCGCGGACCCCUGGUGAAGAUGGGAGGCCGCAUCAAGACCUGGAGGAAGCGGUGGUUCUGCUUUGACCGCCAGGCCCGCCGCCUGGCCUACUACACGGACAAAGAACAGACCAAGCUCAAAGGCGUCAUCUACUUCCAGGCCAUCGAGGAAGUCUACUACGACCACUUACGCUGUGCCUUCAAGAGCCCGAACCCUCGCCUAACGUUCUGUGUCAAAACCUACGAACGCCUUUUCUACAUGGCGGCGCCAAGCCCAGAAGCCAUGCGCAUCUGGAUGGACGUCAUCGUGACAGCGGCUGACGAGAACCACGACCCCUGAGUGAACAUAUCCUCUCAGGGGGACAUCCCAGCGAGGCUCUGCCCGGCACGCGCUGCCUCGAAGCCACGCCCACUGCUGGAAAUCCUGGGCCAGCCCCUUUGGAACUCUCCCGGGAAUUUUGUGGGCUCGGCGGUUCGGCAGGUCUGAGCUGCGCAGUUCUGGGCUGCAGGUGUCUUCCCGGACCGGAAGCCAGCCGCUGAGGCUCUGCCUUGGGUGGGAGGAAGAUUGCGGGGGCGGGAAGGAACUAUUUAUUGGUGCUCCUGUGAUACUGAAUUAAACUUGGAGGAAAAACA
Messenger RNA from Aethalodelphis obliquidens (Pacific white-sided dolphin), 2485 nucleotides. It is a transcript of the gene PHLDB3, whose product is annotated as pleckstrin homology like domain family B member 3. Lineage: Eukaryota; Metazoa; Chordata; Mammalia; Artiodactyla; Delphinidae. The transcript is spliced from 16 exons. The record is from RefSeq and is a predicted model, not a curated record. Bases 252 to 2192 code for a protein of 646 amino acids.